Messenger RNA from Elgaria multicarinata webbii, 5600 nucleotides. It is a transcript of the gene C5H10orf71, whose product is annotated as chromosome 5 C10orf71 homolog. Lineage: Eukaryota; Metazoa; Chordata; Lepidosauria; Squamata; Anguidae. The record is from RefSeq and is a predicted model, not a curated record. Gene Ontology annotation, biological process: positive regulation of calcineurin-NFAT signaling cascade. The coding region runs from base 292 to 4758 and encodes 1488 amino acids. The transcript is spliced from 3 exons. Gene Ontology annotation, cellular component: Z disc.
UUUUUUUUUAAAAAAAAUAAUACUUGGAUAUAAAAGAUGGGCUGCAAUGAAGCUGAUAUGAACAUGACAAGAUCAAAAUGGGAGCCUUCUCAGCACCUGUUUAACAUAGUAGAACAGAACACCCCGUUUUGUGUUUCCAUGUGAUAAAUGAAUAUAGAGCUGCACAUUUUAGAAGAGAAAAUCACCCAAAGAUGUUGAAAAUGGCUGAGAAAUGGUAACAAAAGGAAUCAUCUACAUAUGUUAAAUAUGAAACUGUCAUUUUGAUAAUUUUAUCCAUGACUCAUAUGGACAAUGCAGGGGAAUAAGAAGCCCACAGAUGGACAAAGUGACUCUUCCAGCAUUGGGAGCCUCCUGGAUGACACUGACAGAGAAGUCUGCAGUCUCACUGAUCGAGCCUUCAAAAGCCUGUGUGUAGCUGAGCUUGAAACAUCUUACACAGAAUCUGAUCCAAUUGUUUCAUCCAAUAACCCCCAUCAGUUCUCUAGUAAAUUCUUUCAAGGCCCAUGGAUUCACACCAUAAAAAAAAACACUGACAAGCAACUGUCAAAAACAUUCCAGCAGUUUCCAAAUGAUGCUCCAGAAGAUCUGAAGGCUUCUGCAAACAACAGCCCAAACAUAAGGAGGAACCUUGGGAUGCCAGUGUCUGGUCUCCAUGAUUGUAAACAUACCUCAAAAGUGUCCUCUUUGAUAAAGACUUUUGAUAAGGCUGAGAAUCAGAAGUCACUAGCAAUGGCCAAACAGCCUGUUAAAAAUAGUUUGACAGAAUACCCAUUAAUUUAUGGAGGCAAUAUUACAUUUUGGGAUGGCAAAACAAUAUUAAGCAUCCAAAAAGAACUCUCUGCAUUUUCUGACCCAUGCCAAGAUGUGACAAAUACAAAUGAUUGGCAAAAAAUACACAAAAGGCAUAACAAAAUGGAUCUGGACUGUCAAGGUUCACAUUAUUUUUGCCUUGCUCAGGUAGAGGCUUCAAAUAUACCAAAGUCCAAAAUCUCCACUGUCUCUAAAAAGACAGUGAAAAAUAGAACUGGAAAAGCAAAAGAACCAACCAGAAAAGCCGAUUUUCUCCACAGUGAGAACAGUGCUUUUGAAUCAUGGAAUGCACAUUAUAAAAAACUGAUUGAAAUGGAUGGAUCUACUGAAAUUAUAACCAAAGACAAAAACCUUACAUACUUUGAAGAUAUACCUUUUUUUAAAGAGUCCUGUAUUCCUGAACAUAUAACAUUUCCCCACAAAGUCACAGUUCCUAUAGUUCUGGAACAAGGUUUCUCAGAUGCCUUUUCACAAAAGCCUCUAUCCAAAGCCAUCCUCUCUCCAGUAUCUCUAGCCCAGAUACAUUUUCCUGUACUAUCUAAAGCCAAAAAUACUGCUGUACAGAUGUUGUUACCCCAAGUAUCUGAUCUGGCAACAUCUGAACACAGAAUUCCCACACCACCCUCCCUCCCAUCAACAGCCCCUUUUCCACCAACACGGAUCUCCCAGGUUGUUUCACCCAUCCCAAUCCCCAAGGCUCCCAUUCCACAAACAUCUGUGCCUCAGGUCCCUGUUCCACCAGAAGCAGCAUCCCACAGCCCUGAUACACAAGCACUAGUGCCACAAGUUAUUUUGUGCCCAAAGAAAACUAGCCAAUCAGAAUUUAAGCCUGAGCUGGAAAAUGUUUGCCCACCAUGGAGGAAACAAAAGACUGCCCUUGGGGUAAUUGAAUUGGCACAGGAUACUGAAACUGAGGAACCAAAACUAAAGGAUUCCUCAGGUAGAAAGCCAUCUGAUGUCACUCCUUUGGCUGAAACAGCUACAGUUUAUUCAAACAGAGCCUCAUCUGAUCCCUCUAGUCCUUUUUUCAAUAUCUCAAAACUUUUAACUCCAUUCAUACCACCCAAGCAAGACAAACAGCCAUCAGAAAAUCAGUUAUUACUGGUAACUCCUCCCUUAUCUGAAGUUGGAGUAACCAAAGAAUCUGAUGAAAUAAAACUUUAUUGUUCUCAGAACAAUUAUAAGUCUAAAGCACCAAGUUUAUUAUUCAAUCUGAAGGAUAUCCGAAAACGUGUGAAAAGCACUUACAGUCCCUCUCCUCUUCUAAGAGCCAUUGAAGACAAAAAGAAGAUUAAAGAACAAGAUAACAUAAAAGCAAGUGUUACCGCAUCCGAUAUGCUAGGAGAAGGCAGUAUGAAAUUGGUAGAGGAUGAUGUAAGAGGCCAUAAGCCUUCUGAACAAGUGGACAAUACCCAGGAGAAGGACAGUGCCAUCCACUUAAAUGGCCAUCUUACAGACAAUUAUCUGACUUUGAGUUCACCCAAGUCAAAGACAGAUACUUUGAAUUACCAAAACAAGAAUGGUUUAUGGCAAAGUGAUUUAGUGGAUGUAGAGGACUGUGAGGUGGUUUCUGUGACUGAACUUCACCAAAAUGAGCACAGUGUAAGUCAACUUUUGCCUUCAUCCAACUCCUACUUUGCAGAUGUGACAACUGAGCAGGAAGUGUGCAUAGAAAGAUUCCAUUUACGGGAUCCUCAAAAUAAAACAGUUGCUCUGAGACAGACUGUUGGUGCUGGACCUCAAGUAUCCCCAAAUCUAUUUUUCACAGCUGAAGAAAAUAUGAAGAAGAAUAAUGAAAAUCAAGCUUGCCCACUAAUUGGACAUGAACAAAAAGGCAAAAGAAGCACCAGCUCUUCUGAGCAGUCUUUUCUUUCUAUAACAGAUCAGCCAUUUAAUGAGGCACCUUUUUCUCUAAUGCAGCUCUUUCAGAAAGCAUGCCUUCAAGAAAGCCAGAAGAGGAAGAAUGGCAUUAGUGGAGAGGAAAAGCUAAAGUGCAAAGAAAAAGAGAAGGCAGAAAGGAAGAAUGAAUUGCAUGACUACCUUCUUAACAACUGUGACUUUAACACAGAUUGGAAGUGUGAAAGGAAAAAAGAGCAGAGUGAAAAUAAGAAUGCAGUACAAGAAAUAAUGGCGAAGGAGAAGAAAGGAGACAGAUGGAAAAAUAUGGAUUCUGCAUCAGAAGCCAAGUCAGAAGAGCUACUGAUACCAACUUCAUCAAUUUUAUUUAAGCCCAAUUUGUUUAUGAUUAAAGACAACACAUUUAAAUCAUCACCUGUGAUAAAGGCAGUGAAGUUACCUCUGCUCAGGUCUUUGUCCUGUGAAGAUGCUAUUUCUGGCAGUCAUGUGGAGACUGAAAAACUGGCUUAUGGGCCAAUACAAGCCACUCCAAAUACUCAAGAGAUGGACUUGUCUUUAUCAAAAAUCAGAAGGCCGCACAGUGCAAAGGAUGCUGCAAUAGACAGAGGUGCUGAAGAGUCAGGAUCCAUCCCAGUGAAUGUGGGCUGUCAAGUGGCAAAUAAAAGCAACUCAAUAGCAGGAUAUACCCUUGGGGAAGGAAUAGAGGGCGUUUAUAUGCAGGAACUAGUGGGAAAUUAUGAAGGAACUAAUGUUACAUCAGUGUUAUCAAAGACAGUUUUGAAAGGCAAUGGGAAAUUGGCCAAACCCAAAGAAAAGGCUAGAGCUGGGAAACUGAGGUCUAGUUCUGCCAGUCAGCCAAAUCUUCGUUUUGAAGGUGACCUAAUAGAAAACAAGCAACAGUCUCCUACAAGAGAAAAGUCAACUCAUUUUAAGAGUAAUCUCUUCUCUAAAUGCAAAGGUGGUUCUAGCGUGAAAAAACUAAUAAGUCUAGAGACAAGCUCUCCCAUGGUAUUAGAGAACCAGACAUGUUCUCCUGCUUCCAGUGAUGCUUUUGUAGACACAUCAGCUGCAUCAGGCAACCUAACAAGUCCAAGGUCAGACAACAUGGUGCAAUCUGCCUUUACAACCUCAUUGUCAGAUACAAGUGCAAAGUUCAACAUAUCACAGGCUGAAAAAAUAGCACCUUUUCCUUUGCUACACAAAACAGAAAGCAGAGAUAAACCUUCUGCCAUGGAAACAUUUGAUCCAAUAAAGACCAGUGAACUUCCAGGAGACACUGGCAGUUCUCCCAUGAUGAAUGAAAGACUUCAGCUGAUGGGUCGAAUGGCAAAGACAGCAUCUAAACCCCCUGCUGUACCACCAAAAACAGAAAAGACAUUACGGAGGGCAAAGAAACUGGCGAAUAGGAGGAAAAAAAUAGAGGCACAACAGAAAAGGCUUCAGGAUGAACCUACAUCACCCUGUGGAGACAUUGUACCCUUGCCACCUGUCCAAUCUUCACUCUCUCCAAUAGGCACUAAUUCUCUUUUGACACCUUCAGAAUCUAACCUGGUGAGGUUACAACUCACUCCAUCAUUAAGUCCCACACCCUCUAUACCUGCAACCCAGCGUAAACUCCUUCAGGAUCCAGACUCUGGAGAGUAUUUUAUUGUAGAUUUACCAAUUCAAUUAAAGACCUUCUAUGAUCCAGAAAGCGGCAGAUAUGUCCAAGUCUCAAUUCCUUCUUCAAAAAGGAACUUAUCCCAAACACCCUCUUCAGAAAUUCCCCCUCCUCAUUAUGUCUUGUACCCCAGUGCUCUUCCUCUCAGAGUUUCAUCUGCUCCAGUCAUGGCAUCACCUUUUCAGCUUUCUGAACCUGCUUCAUUUAUGCAAGGAGCACCCUCAGAAUCAGCUUCUGACUGGCAACCAAGUGGCCAGUAUCCAGCAUCUCUAGAAGGCCAACACUGCCUUGAGUCUGCUCUGUCUGAUGUUCAUAGUCAAGAAGCUGAAGGGUCACAACAUAACUCUGAAAAGGACAUGGGCCUCUCUGCUAAUGCUGACAUCAUUUCGAUGGGUGCAAUUGAAGAUUUUGCAGUUGAAGGUAUAUUGUGAGAAUAUAAGAUGUUUACCAUUAUUUUAGAAACACAGACAUAUGCACCUGAAAAACAAGCACACCCUCUUCAAUAUUAGUAUAUACAUAAGGGCUGGAUUUAGUGCAGUUAUGUUAGGAAGAUAACUGAGCUGCUGUCUGAUAAAAUGUUCUGAUAGAAUGAAUGCCAAACAUUAAGGAAAAGAAUGGACUAUAUGAAGCCUCUGGUGAACUUCUCUGUCCUACUGCUUGAGUGACUGUGUGAUGUAUGAUGGAGAGUAAUGAGGGACAGAUUCCUGUUUGGAGGGAGGAAAAAACCCCAGGCGUAGAUUUCUGCAUCGCACAGAAUUUACUGACAAACAACAAGUGAUGAUGAGAAUCAAAUAUAGCAAUGAGAAUUCAAUUUUUUGUGUAAUUUGAAAAAACUAAUUCAUUGAUACAGUUCUGUCCAAUGCAGAAAUACUUUUUUGCCUAGAUUCACUGGUGUCCCAGUAUAAUUGCAUGGUGUAGUCCAAAGUGCUGCUGAAGAGUCAGGCUUGGACAAAUCUUCACAUAUAUUAUUCAUACCUCAUGGGAGGCUCACACUCAGAAAUAUCCCUCUGGGCUAAACCUUAAGGUUUGGAAAAUGAGUGAGUGGUUGAAACAUAUCAGGUUACUAUAUUUUCACUUAAGCAUGCAACACUUCUCAUUUUUCUAUUUUUUCAUUGCCAAUUGUGUUGGUACAAGAAUGAUAGCAUUUCCCAUUUUCUUUUGAUCUGGUAUGGUUUUGUGUCUAUAAAUAACAAGGAACAAAGCAGGCGAUUACUGUCUAGAAAGUGGAAAUGGAGAGAAAUUACACUAGAAUUUCUUGAGACCCUGAACCUAC